AUGGCCCACCCCUACACUCGUCGUACUGACGUCUAUCGUCCGUCGUACGGUACCGUCUCGCUACAGACACGGGCGUCUGCACCCCCAGGUAAUCCGCUCAACUACGAUAACGCAGACGUGAACCGCAUGCCACUCAAUCCCUGCCGUCGCCCCGCCGCAGGUCCACCCCGACCUCCACAACUAUGGGAUGAACAUCUAGACCUCCUCAUAAACCGUACUACCCGCGCCUAUGACCUUGUCAUCCACUACAAUCGCGACUCCAAUGGCGGCCAUCGCUGGUCAAGCGAAGAUAUCGACCAUAUUCAUCACGUGGGUAGAUACCUGCAUGGAGAUGUGCGUAAUUUGGAGCAUUGGAAAGAAGUGAUCGCGAAAGAGGGCAAAAAAGAUGCGUUUGCUAUGGAUAGAAUUCGUGAUGACGUUGAGAAUCUGCGGAAGUACUGUGAGCAGAUUCAGGAUGUGAUUAGGGAGACUGAACGGGUACCGUUACGCCAACGUAUGAUGCGGAAUAAUGUGAUGUGGGUCGGUGAGGAGAUGGAUGGGGGCUGUGAGGAGAACGGGUAUGUGGGUGGUGUUGCUGAUGACCUCAACAAACUCGGCGGAAACGCCGUAGAGGAACACGGCAUGGACAACGAGAUGUAUAUCGGCCAGGAGGACCAGGCCGGAGUGAUCGAUUCGCCGAUUGACGCACAGCGGGCAACCUGGGCAACUAAACCUUCAACGCGGUUUGCUUGUAAAUCAACCUCAGUCGAUGAACCACCACAGCCCGAGACUCCUCCCCCAGGCUAUUCGUCGAUACCUCCAAGCGGCUCCGUUACACCACAUAGGCUCUCUGUUGCAUUGAGCGAAGCAGAUGCUGAUUUCGUGGACGAUGCGGAGGAUAGACCGGGUUCUUCAGGAAGCGCACUUCCACAGCUAUACCGCGUUCAAGAGACGAGCACAGGAAUCAAGUGGAAGUAUGCUAGUUUAGGAACCAGCCUCAUGACCCAAGCAUCCCGCGAAUCCAGCGAACCGACCAGCAGCUCAGACGAGACAUCUGCGACGCUCACCCGACAGCUCUACAUACAUGGCAUAACCUACCUACUUCGAGGGCUGCCAACAAAGCUCACAUCAGAAGAGACAUUAAGCAUACAAGCUGCUCUUCCACAAGACCUGGUAGACACUACAACCGACGCAAGCAACCACGCCUUACUCCCUAUCUCCCAACACACCCCAAGUCCUUCACACGCACCUCCACGAAACCCCACGAUCCUACACCGCCUAACCGCAGCCAUGGUCCUCCAAUCUUUCAUUCUUAUACAAUUCCUCCUACCAUACAUCAAGAUCUUCCUCUCGCAUGCUUACCAAUUCGAGCGGAAGCAUCAGAUCACAAAGCGACUUGUCAAUACAGGUGUCGCGACUGUUGAUGAUGUAGGGCGGAAGACGUUGAGGUUGAGCCAGACUGUGUGUCAGAUGAAUGAUGGGAUGGUUGGUCAGGCGAUUAAUGAAGUGAUAGUUUGGUGGGUUAGGGGUAUUACUGGGGGUGUGCAACAAGGUCUUGCAGAGGGAUUACAGGUUGUGAGGGUGGAGGAGAGACGGCGGGGCGAGGAGAGCAUGGGGAGGAUUGGUUGA
Messenger RNA from Alternaria atra, 1608 nucleotides. RefSeq lists its product as uncharacterized. The transcript is spliced from 4 exons. Bases 1 to 1608 code for a protein of 535 amino acids. Lineage: Eukaryota; Fungi; Ascomycota; Dothideomycetes; Pleosporales; Pleosporaceae. The record is from RefSeq and is a predicted model, not a curated record.